This is a messenger RNA of Solanum verrucosum, 3308 nucleotides long. Its product is annotated as LRR receptor-like serine/threonine-protein kinase RGI5. The transcript has 2 exons. Gene Ontology annotation, biological process: protein phosphorylation. The record is from RefSeq and is a predicted model, not a curated record. Bases 72 to 3308 code for a protein of 1078 amino acids. Gene Ontology annotation, molecular function: ATP binding; protein kinase activity; protein binding. Lineage: Eukaryota; Viridiplantae; Streptophyta; Magnoliopsida; Solanales; Solanaceae.
UUCUGCAAAACUCCCAUUUCUUGAUUUUUCACUGUCAGUCCACUUCAAAGGCUCAACAAAUUUGAGAGAAGAUGACAACUUUGUCAUAUUUUUUCAUUAUAUUCUUCUUCUUGUUAAGUUGUUUGAGUCCAAGAAGAGUGAACUCUCUGUCUUCUGAUGGAACAGCUUUGCUCUCUCUUCUCAAAGCAACUUAUGACCCUUAUGCUAAAUCAUCAUCAUCUUUUGUACUUUCUUCUUGGAAUGCUUCAACUUCAACUCCAUGUUCUUGGCAAGGCAUUUCUUGUUCUCCUCAACAAAGAGUUAUUUCUGUUUCUAUUCCAAAUACAUUCCUCAAUCUUUCUUCUUUUCCCUUUGAGCUUUUUUCACUUUCAUCUCUUCAGCUUCUCAAUCUUUCUUCUACUAAUAUAUCUGGCUCAAUACCUUCAUCUUUUGGUUUGUUUACACAUCUUAGGCUUCUUGAUCUUUCUUCUAACUCUCUUUCAGGACCUGUUCCUUCAGAACUUGGUGGACUUACCUCACUUCAGUUCCUUUUCUUGAAUUCAAACAGAUUGAGUGGAAGAAUCCCAUAUCAACUUGCUAAUCUUUCUUCACUAGAAAUCCUGUGUCUUCAAGAUAAUCUCCUUAACGGGUCGAUUCCGAAAGAUUUAGGCUCAUUGGUAUCACUCCAACAGUUCAGGAUUGGAGGGAAUCUAGAGUUGAGUGGUGAAAUACCUGCAGAGCUAGGAAUGCUCACCAAUCUUACGACGUUUGGUGUCGCGGCUACUGGACUUUCAGGGGUUAUUCCACAUACAUUUGGUAAUUUGAUCAGUCUACAAACUCUGGCAGUGUAUGAUACUGAAGUGUUUGGUUCAAUACCACCUGAACUUGGGAUGUGUUCAGAGCUCAGGAACUUGUAUUUGCACAUGAAUAAGCUUACCGGUCCAAUCCCUCGUCAGUUGGGUAAGUUACAAAAGAUUACUAGCUUGCUUUUAUGGGGAAAUUCGCUUACUGGCCCUGUCCCGGCUGAGCUAUCGAAUUGUUCAUCCCUUGUGGUUCUUGAUGUCUCUGCAAAUGACUUGUCUGGCGAAAUUCCGGGUGAUUUAGGGAAGCUUGAAGUUCUUGAACAGCUUCACUUAUCUGAUAAUGCACUUAGUGGGGCUAUUCCAAUGCAGUUGAGUAAUUGUAGCAGCUUAACAGCUCUUCAGUUGGAUAAGAACCUAUUAUCCGGCACGAUUCCUGAGCAAGUUGGUGAGUUGAAGUACUUGCAGAUUUUCUUGUUGUGGGGGAAUUCGGUUUCAGGAACUAUCCCGGCUGCUUUCGGAAACUGUACUGAACUGUAUUCACUUGACCUCUCAAGAAACAAUCUCAGUGGUUCAAUACCUGAAGAGAUAUUCAGUUUGAAGAAGCUGAGUAGGUUGUUGCUUCUUGGGAAUUCGUUAACGGGAAGAUUGUCUCCGAGUGUGGCAAAAUGCCAGUCUCUGGUCAGGUUGAGGCUUGGCGAAAACCAGUUUUCUGGACCAAUACCUGAGGAGAUAGGACAGCUGCAGAAUCUUGUGUUUCUUGAUUUAUACAUGAACCAUUUCUCUGGUGAAUUGCCUUCUGAAAUUGCCAACAUUACGGUUCUUGAGCUGUUGGAUGUGCAUAACAAUUACCUAACCGGGGAAAUACCAUCAUCGCUGGGAGAGCUCGUGAAUUUAGAGCAGCUUGAUCUCAGCAAGAACAGCUUCACUGGUGAGAUUCCGUGGAGUUUUGGUAAUCUCAGUUACUUGAACAAACUUAUUCUUAGCAAUAAUCUGCUUACUGGUCCAAUUCCAAAGUCAUUUAGCAACCUGCAGAAGUUAACUCUACUUGAUUUGAGCUCCAAUAGUUUAUCUGGUGCAAUUUCACCUGAGAUUGGUUACAUGACAAGCUUAACAAUCAGUUUAGAUUUGAGCUCAAACCGAUUCACAGGUGAACUCCCUGAGACGUUAUCCGGAUUGACACUGUUGCAAUCUCUUGAUAUUUCUCAUAAUAUGUUGAGUGGAAGAAUCACAACUCUAAGCCUCUUAACCAGUCUCGCUACUCUAAAUGUAUCGUAUAAUAAUUUCUCAGGGCCUAUUCCUGUAACACCUUCCUUUAGAACUCUAACAUCAAACUCUUUUCUCGAGAACUCACUCCUUUGUGAAUCAAUUGAUGGCUUCACUUGUUCUGCACAUAUAACUAGAAGGAACGGAUUGAAGUCUGCAAAAACCAUAGCUUUGGCUGCAGUGAUUGUGACUUCUGCAUCCAUAACAGUCGUGGCAACGUGGUAUCUUGUGACAAGGAAGCAUAGAUAUGAAUUUGAGAAAUCACCUGGCAUGUCAGUCUCUGCAAUAGGGACAGAAGAUUUUUCCUAUCCGUGGACUUUCAUCCCUUUCCAGAAGCUCAAUUGCACCGUUGACAACAUCUUGGAUUGCUUGAAAGAUGAAAACAUUAUAGGGAAAGGCUGUGCGGGGGUUGUUUAUAGAGCAGAAAUGCCAAAUGGCGAGUUGAUUGCAGUGAAGAAGCUCUGGAAAACAAAGAAAGAUGAGGAACCAAUAGAUUCUUUCGCUGCUGAAAUUCAGAUUCUCGGUCACAUUAGGCAUCGAAACAUAGUGAAGCUCCUUGGAUAUUGUUCAAACAAGAGUGUUAAGCUUCUUCUCUACAACUACAUCUCAAAUGGUAAUCUUCAACAGCUCUUGCAAAGUAACAGGAACUUGGAUUGGGAAAUCAGGUACAAGAUUGCGGUUGGAUCAGCUCAAGGCCUUGCUUAUCUUCACCAUGACUGUGUGCCAGCAAUUCUUCAUAGAGAUGUCAAGUGCAACAACAUACUCCUCGACUCUAAAUUCGAGGCUUAUUUAGCAGAUUUUGGACUUGCAAAGCUGAUGAAUUCUCCAAAUUAUCAUCAAGCUAUGUCCAGAGUAGCAGGCUCUUAUGGCUAUAUAGCUCCAGAAUAUGGAUACACAGUAAAUAUAACAGAAAAGAGCGAUGUCUACAGUUAUGGAGUGGUGCUGCUGGAAAUAUUGAGUGGACGUAGUGCGAUUGAGCCUCAGAUUGGUGAUGGACAACACAUUGUCGAGUGGGUGAAGAAGAAGAUGGGAAGCUUUGAACCAGCUGUUACAAUUCUUGAUUUGAAGCUACAGAGUUUACCGGAUCAAAUGGUGCAAGAAAUGCUUCAAACACUUGGAAUAGCUAUGUUCUGUGUGAAUUCAUCACCCACUGAAAGGCCAACUAUGAAGGAAGUAGUGACACUUCUAAUGGAAGUGAAGAGCCCAACUGAAGAAUUUGGAAAAACUUCUCAGCCUUUAAUCAAUCAGUCAACUCAAAGUUGA